AUGGCUUUGGGCGAGCUGGCGUGCCUACAGGCGGGACAGCGCGUGCUUGUCCAUGCUGGAGCAGGUGGUGUUGGGCUGACGGCUGUGCAGUAUGCUCUGCGACUGGGUGCCGUGGUUUAUGCCACAGCGGGAAACCAGGACAAGCAGAACUAUCUUCUGCAGAUGGGUGUGAAGUGUGUCACAAGUUCGCGGGACGGCCAGAAGUUUCAGGAACAAAUGGCGACGGCGUUAGCCGACGAAAACAAUGCACAGUUGGAUGUAGUCCUGAACAGAACCGAGAGCCUCCCGAGCCGAGGUCAUGAUAACUUCAUUGGGCGGUCUCUGUCAUUCUUGCGGGAUGGAGGAGUUUUCAUCGAGAUUGGAAAGCGCGGCAUUUGGACCCACGAUGACAUGACAAAAGUGCGGCCCAAGGUGCAGUACAAAGUUCUAGCCAUGGACACGAUCUGCAAUGAGGACCCUGCACAGAUGGUGGACGGGGCCUGGGAGCCCCUGCCUUUUCGAGUCUUUGAAGGCUUGGGCGCCUGCUCAGAAGCCUUGCAAGUCCUUCGCAAAGCAGAACAGAUCGGGAAGAUUGUGCUCUCGGUGCCAUCACCUCUUCGCAUCCGGGAAGGGGCAACGUAUCUGAUAACUGGUGGAACGGGUGCGUUGGGGCUGGCUGUCAGCCGCGCACUCCUGGAAGAAGGCGCAGAAGCCACUCAGCAGGGCGACUUGGGCUCUGAAACGCAAGCUCGCGAAUUCCUCAUGCAGAAGGAUGUGGACAAAUUA
Messenger RNA from Symbiodinium pilosum, 765 nucleotides. The record is from the annotation of a GenBank genome assembly. NCBI's taxonomy places the organism in Eukaryota, Dinophyceae, Suessiales, Symbiodiniaceae.